CAAAUUGCCUCGAAGUGCUCGUAAACAAAGUGGAUAGUAAGAUCUUCGGUAUACACGUUAAACUUAUCUAUUUGGACAUGGUGGGUUAAUUAAACUGUCGGAGAUGGAUAACAAACAAACAGUUGUUCAGACAAUAUUGCUGAUCGAUACAUUUCGACCUGAAAUUUUGAGUGACAAUCAAAGUUUACAAAAGUUUCGAGCUUUAGUGCUGACAUCAUUUCGUAUUUUAUGUAGUCUGCAGUCAUUCCAGGAAUCGAAGUCUGAUGGAAAACAGAAGCCCAAUAAAGAGAACGGAUUGAAAUGGAGUUUCAAGUUUUUUAAUUCACGAUCUUACAAGUCAUCCGCGAAACAAGUUAAUCUGAGGGACUUCAAACUGAGAUAUUUUGAACAGUUUGAAGCUAAGCUGAAAGAAACGAUUCAAGAGACAGUGGCUGAAAAAUUAGGAACCAAGACAAAAGUAACUGCAGCGGAAUGUCUACAGAAGGCCUUGACAGAAAUAGUCACAGACAUCCAGUGGCAAAUGCCAGAUACAGCAUCACCAAUGAAGGGAAGACGGUAUUCCAAACAAACUCAACAAUCUAAAAAUCACAACAUCGUUUUUUUGUUUUCCGACUUGCCAACAAAUUCGCAACAAAUGCGUAUGUUUGCAGGCAAACGCGUUUUAGAUUCUGACAUUUUUCUUGAUGCUAUAAUGCCACCACAUCUGUUUGAUCAGUUCUGUCAUCAUGCCAGGUUAUCUCUGUACUGGAUUGACAUUUCAUCACUGAACAGACCAUGUUAUAAAAAGCCUGGUUGUCACCAACAUCAAGUGGAUACCAACAGUAUUGAAAUCAUCACAAAAAGUUUAAGUCACAUCAAGGGUACAGCACUAACUGUGGAUAGCCUUGUAAACCUAGGUUCUACCUAUGGAAAUUAUUCAAAAGUUGUGGUUAAGUCAAGGCAAAGAAGAGUUUCAGCUGAAGGUUUUCUCUCUGGUGAAACAUCUGAUUCACAGACGAAAGAGAGUGCUGACCAUGAUCAAACAAAGAAGGCACAUGUGUCAGUCCACAAGUCUCUUGCAUCGAUCUUCUCAUCGUACUCUGUGAUACAGGGACUGGCAGAUAGCCAGAGACAAUGUGAACCAAGCACAAGACAAUGUGAACCAAGCACAGGUUCACAUACAGCCUGUCUGCAGCUGACAACAGGUGUAAACUUAAAGUUGGAGCCUGUGUCAGAAUCCAAGAAAAGUAAUGUCUUCAGCAGUCCACAGAACACAUAUCCCAGUACUCAGGAGUUUGUCGCUGAACCGCAUCAGAAGCUGGUGAAAGUACAUCUCAGUAAGGAUGAUGCUCCACUGACCAGCUUGACCGUUCUGUCAAACAGUGUUUCAUUACCCAGAAACCUACAGCUGGCUGUUCACAGUUGCAUACCAAAGUGUAUGUAUUCAACACACUCUACAGCAGGCGCAUCAGGCUUCUGGGCCUCAGUGUGUGGUCAAGGGGAGACAAUUUCAUCAGACAACACACGCAGGCUGUUUCAAGAUCUGUUGCAAGGUUUAGCACUAAAGGACAGUCUUUUGGUGCUGACAGUUCAGUCUGGUGGCCAUGCCUCCCCCCUCCUAGCUGUACUGGAUACCGUGUCUCCCCGCACAGCUGUCCUCACACUGCUGCCCCUGGGGGCCACACUACAGGUGGAGAAGGCCUGUCUCUCACAGUCUGAGAUGUGUUCUUCUCCACCUGAUGUUGUUCAAACUGAGAGUCGUCUCCACAACCUGCAUGCUGCAUUGAAGAAGGAAUGUCAGUCUGUAAAGGGGAAGAUCUCGGCUGGAGGACCUCACAGGAAAUGCAGAAAGUCAGGGGUACUAACUGCGGACACACCUGGGUGUUAUAACCCUCAGGUUACCAACCCCUGGCAUCUCCCUGGCACCUCCAAAGGUCUGCCAGCUCUCAUCAAUAAACUCAACAACAGACUCAAGGACCUGGAUUUUCUAACAUCAGCUGAAAAGGAGACGCUUAAAGCUCUUCAGAAAAUGUAUCGGAAAGACAACCAACCACAAGCCUUGAUACAGAGAUCACGACAACAGCCAGACACUACGCAGACAGGAAAAGCUGGAGACCAAGAUGAUGAGAUGGUGGACAGACAGGAGGGGAAGACGAGAAAUUCCAAGCUGAACCGCGGGAUGAUGAUGGUGUGUCGAAGCAAGGCAGCUGUAAAGAAGAACACCAAAACAGAGGAGGAUUCAUCUCAGGUGGACAAACAGACUGAGAGACAGAACAUUGAUGUCACCAAUUUAGACCUGCAGACGGAGGAGAGUGUCGGUCAGUACCUGAAGGAUCUCUACAACCGGACAUUGGACAUAGAGGAUGGGCUGGAGUCCUGUGUGCAGAUGAUGGUCACUGUGGCCGUGCAUUUCAUGAAGGAGAAACAUGCCGAUAAUCCAGAGGUUCAGGCUGUGGAGCUGGUACAGCGAGAGGUGGGCGUGUCCAGUGUGGCACUGAGGGAGAAGUAUCAGAGUAAGGCCUCCGACACGGACAAGACCAUGAAGAUGACAGAAUACAAGCUGCAGACUCUGUUGUUGCUGGAGAUGGAGUCGGCUGUCCUCAGUGCCGAGGAUUCUCAUAUAGAGAAGUGUGUGGACGAGGUGGUGAACCUUUUGAGGACUUUAUCAUUCAUCACGGACCCUGGCUUUGUACCCAAGUUCCUCAAUAAUGUCAUUGUUACCAGUUACACUGCAACGCUGCCAAGACUGUUGGUCAGUGUGUAUGAUGAACUGAUGCAGCCCUUACCGGACUCCCUUGCCAUGUUUGCUUCCCCGAACAAAAGUGCUGACUCAUCAGUCCUGAAUGAGUCUCUCCAGAGCCAUGACAGUAUAGCUGAACCUGGUUCACAGUCUGAUGUCUUACAGUCCCAGUCCAGUAGAAACCUCAGGAACAGAAAGCUGCAGCAUCCAAGCCUGUCGGAUUAUGGUAGCCGAAAGCAGAUCAUGGUCCACAAGAAGCCUGCCAAUGCUAAACCCAAGGAGGAGAAAAUAAAGAGGCAGAAGAGUGUACAGCCUACAACUAAGACCAAGAAAAACAAGGGAAAAUCAGACAUGGUGAAAGUACGGAGAAACCUGUUUGAAGGCGACCAGCCCAAGCUGGAGAGACGGCAAUCUGUAGCCGUGAUGGAAAGAACAAGAAAAUCUCCUCGAAAAAAGGUCACAUCAACCUCUUUCAGAAGUCCUAAAGCCUCCAAGUCUCCAGGGGUCAAGCGGCGGUCAGUAGCGGAGACACCAGCACACAAGCAGCGGUCUAAUGCUGUGUGGAAUCGUCUGGACAACAAGCGGAAGCGAACCAACACAGAGGAGGAGGUGGAAAUAGUGAUGGAGUCCCCCAUGAAGCAGUGUGAAGACAAUUUCAAGAAAGUGAGUCCAUCUCGGAACAAGCAUGCGGUGAAUAUGAUGCGGAGAUCAUUCUACUCAGCAGGGCCACGGAACAGGUCACGGAAUCUUACCAAGUAUUUCCAGUUUGCAGACAAGAUUGCUGGUCGACAACAGCGGGCAUCUGUUGGGGAUGUCUCUAAAUGUGGAUCUGAACCUAGACCCCAAACCAGUUUCAAAUCACCAUCGCGUUCCUCCUUUCUCAUGUCUCAGCUCAUGGGCAGCCCUUCCCCACGACACAAGACGCCAAGUAAAUCUCACACAGCCACCACUCCGAAACACAUGGUCCAAGAAUCACCCGUUCGGGGUAAAAGAUCCAAAACACCAAAGAAAUUUUCAAAAGUGCUCUUAUUUGAUAGUCCUAAACGUCCAUCGGUUCCUGUACAUGAACACGAGUCUUCUGACAUUAUGAUGACAAGUCCAAGCAAACGACACAGGACGCCUAAGAAGCAAGGACAGGUGAAUGUACUGUGUGCUGCGUCACCAUAUCAUAACACCAGGUCGCACACUCCCAGCAGGUCAAGAGGCUCCACACAUGACCACAAUACCAAUGCCUUCCCUGUAUCUGCUGACAACAUACCUAUUCCGUCCACUCCAAAACAAACACCUCAUCGUCAUACAUCAACACCCUCCCUCCUGUCUCCUCCCCCUGGUCCUCCACUCACCCCCCAGAGAUCCAUCCUCAAGUCUUCGCAGUCAUCAGCAGCUAAGAGGAUUCUGGAUCUGCCCUCAACUCCUCAAAGGACACCCAAGUUGUCGCAAGGACAUGUUCCAGAGUCUCCCAGUCAGAACACGCGAUCUAAGGGAUCCACCCCAAGUCGCACAUCAGUAUGUACUGCACUGUUUAUGAAGAGCCCUAAAGAAAGGGUAACACCCAGAACUAAACUAUUCAGGGAUGUUAGGGCACCCUCAGACAGAGGUUCUCCAUGCAGGCGUGUACACUUUGAUGAUGAUGGUUGUGAUGUUGAAAAUUCAGAACAGAGAGAGUCCGAUGUUGUUGUGACCCACGGUGAAAGAAAGAUGUCCGAUAAGUCAUCAACACGAAUUUCAUUUCUGAGUAUGGACGGUUCUGUUACCUCAUUGAACCUGGAUAUACCAGCAGUUACGUGUCCUGCAUCGAAGUCAGAGCAAGUGCAGAGGACACCGUCACCUCAGAAGCAACCGAAAGUGAAAACACCGGACUCUUUUGAUAAGUGGCCUAGAAGGAAGAGACGUUGGGCAUCCCCAACUCAACCACCUUGCCAGAAGGAGAAUCUCCAUGCAGGCAGCAGUCCAGCCAAGGAAGACAGAGGCAGCACAGUUUCAGGAACUGAACCUACAACCGAACACAAAGUUAGUAAUGUAUCCAGGAAGAGGAGUUUUGUUGAGACCAUCCAAGACUCAUCUACUAUGUAUUCAGCUUGUAAAAGAUCCAAAACAUCAUGGUCAGAAUCUGUUUCUUUUAAAGAUUCAAAGGACACUCGGUACUGCCUUCAUCGGCGAGUGACUUCACUUCCCAGUGUAAAUGAACAGCUACCAUCAGAAACCAAUUCCAGUGUGGUGUCCUCCGGCUUGGACUACUUCUCUGCCACCAAUGAUGAUGUCUUCUUGCCCAGUGACAGCCAGGAGAUGCAUAGUGUUGCACUGGACUCUAGUGGUCAAGCUUCUGGACACUCUCGCCCUCACUCAAUGAGAAACAGAAGUCAGGUCCACAGUUUCCCCAGAUCAGAGUCCCCUGUAUUUGGAUCUAGUCCAAGCAUAUCACGAUUGCUCCAAGAUCAACAUACCAUAUCCAGUACAUCCAGUCAGGGAUUUGAUGUGAACACUGAGGAGGAAGAAGAAUUACCAUCUUCUCCAAAGUUCCAAACAAGUCCAGCACUGACAAACAAACCAUCAAAAACUAUUUCUUCUCCCCAAGCCUCAACUGCCUUUGUCUCGCCAGUUCGACAGUCAUCAAGAACAAACAAGUCGACCCCUUCUCCUAAUUCUCGGUCACCCUCAUCUUUUCAGAUGUCGCCAUUUCCACGCACAUCAUCUGUUGCAGAAUCUCCUCGAGAGCGUAAAUUCUCCCCUUCUGUAUCGGCCCGAAGCCUUGUCCUUCUUAUGAACUCUCCCAUUAUCAAAGCAGAUGGGAAUCAGAUUAAAUCCCCCCAAGAGAAAAGACAUUCCUCACAUAAUCCACACUUGAAGUCACGGAAAUCACUGAAUCUGCACAAAUGACAAUUGUAAUUAUAGAUAGUAACAUUGUGUUUUCAUGUUACCAUGGUUAACAGUAUCUCUUCAAAGUAUUCAGUUUGUAAAAAUGAUGAAAGCUCUUAGAUCAAUUAAUGUAUAUAUUUCAAUCAUGGGUUUCAGCAGCAUUGAUCACAUAGGUUCACAAUAAUGCAAUUGUGGCCAAACCACUUUUAUGACUAAGCCUUUUAAUAUAUUAACCCGCGGUCAUCAGAGAGGCAUAUACAUUUUUGUGUGUAAUUUUAUGCAAGGUUGGACAGUUUGCAUAAAUAAGUCUUUCAAAUGCAGAAUUUGAUUUUUCUGAACUGAAAGGGACGAUUAUACAGCCUGAUAUUAAUGUUUGGGACAUGUGUGAAAGGCAAGUUGAUGGACUUCUCUGUAUGGUGGAAUGGAGCCUGUGUCAUGAAUGGGCCUUUUACAUUCAUGCAGAACUUUAUUGUAGAAAGGUAGAACUUUACCUAAAUCAUGUCAAUGCAGAAUUAAUUUAUAUUGUUCACUGUUUCACCUCUUCAGCAUGGAUUUUGAUUAAGAUUUACAUGGGUUGCACAUAAAGAACAUAAUCCAUUUUUCUUCAAAUGCUUAAGACUUCUAUUAUUUUCUAUACAGUUAUAACACUGUUAAAAACUAGCAUUAAGACAAGCUCGUUUUGUUUCUUUUUAUCAGAUCUUACAGGCCAAUUACAAAUAAUAUAAUACAUUUCAAGAUGUCAAAGUGUUGUAAAUGUUAAAUAAAUAAUAUUGUAAUUAGAUGUAUUAUCUCCUUUAGUCAAAUAUGAAGUAAAGAGGCUUCACGUGUGAAACCCUGAAUCAGUAUCUGCAGUGUCAGAAUAUCAAAAUAAUCUUGUAUAUCAGCAUUAUGUUUCAUAAUAAUUUCAUGGCUCCUCCUGGAACUUGUUACCAGAAAAUAUGUACGAGUUGCCGUUAGAUAGACAUACAUUUGCUCAAAUUCAUCUAUGUUGGUGAUAAUUAUGUAACUCAUUGGUCUGUGAAAGCUGGAAGAUCAGAUUUGUAGGUUUGUGUAUGAACUUAUCAAUGAUCAUUUUCAAAUAGGAAUCCCAAACAUUAUGUGGAUUAAUUGUUUAAUCUACAUUCAAGAAGUUCAUGAGUAAAUAAUGAAGCAUACAACUUUAUGCAAAACAACUGCAUGUUUAUUGCAUAAAGCAACAUUUCAAACUAGUUUCUUACAUUUUUUCCAAACUGACAUUGGACUUUGUAAUAAACAGCAGUUGCUAUCCACAGAGUUGUAUGCUUCGUUAUUUACAUGGAUUACCCUGUCCAUGUGAAAACAUCUGAACCAGACAUUUUCUUCAAAGACAAACUUUAUUUCACAAGUUCUUAGAGUUUGUAGCUGCUUCUCCUUGAAUGAGGCACAGGUAUUUAGUUGUUCAUAUUUUCUGUCAGUUUUAUUUUAUUCCAAUGUGCAGCAAAUUUAUAU
Messenger RNA from Haliotis rubra (blacklip abalone), 7042 nucleotides. RefSeq lists its product as uncharacterized. The transcript is spliced from 19 exons. Gene Ontology annotation, cellular component: nucleus. Gene Ontology annotation, molecular function: chromatin binding. Bases 104 to 5596 code for a protein of 1830 amino acids. The record is from RefSeq and is a predicted model, not a curated record. Gene Ontology annotation, biological process: DNA replication; mitotic G2 DNA damage checkpoint signaling; mitotic DNA replication checkpoint signaling. NCBI's taxonomy places the organism in Eukaryota, Metazoa, Mollusca, Gastropoda, Lepetellida, Haliotidae.